This is a messenger RNA of Striga asiatica, 465 nucleotides long. The record is from the annotation of a GenBank genome assembly. NCBI's taxonomy places the organism in Eukaryota, Viridiplantae, Streptophyta, Magnoliopsida, Lamiales, Orobanchaceae.
AUGGGGAUUUCGAUGAGUCGCCUUGUGGACCUUCCCAUUCUGGGAGCGGGCAAAGGCUUAUCAAUCAGGCAGCCAAAAGAUUCCCAAUUCAUAACACUUUCUUAUUCAACAAACUUCCCAAUGCAAUCAUCAUUAACUUUCCUAUUCCCAAAAACCCCAUCAGCAGCUUCCUUGGCACGCGCCCUUAAUCUCUCCCCUUCCUCCGAAACCAUAGCUUUCCUCAAAGAACUCGCAACGCCAUACCUCGUAAAAGUUCCAUCUUCGUCCCUCUCGACCUCCAUGGCCAAUCCCUUGUCCACCAUCAGCCUCGCGUUUAGCGGCUGGUCAAUCACAAACGGCAAAAGCACAAGACAAUGUCCGUAUAUAGCCGUCUCUAUAAUGGAUCCCCACCCCGAAUGGAACAGAGAGCCCCCUAUAGAUGGAUGCCUGAGGAUCUCUCUCUGUGGGGCCCACCCUUCGGUAUGA